AUGUACAGCAAUGUAAUCAUCAACUGUUCCAACUGCCACACGCCUCUCCAGGUCCCACCUGGCGCCGGAUCAAUCUGCUGCGCACUCUGCCAAGCUGUCACUCUCGUUGCCGACCCACGCGCCAUCCCUCCUCAACCUUUCUCGUCUCCUCACGCGCCUCCUCCCCCUUCCCUUUACAGCCAAGCGCCGCCUGGUCCUCCGCCGAACCCUCACGGUCGUAAGAAAGCCGUGAUCGUCGGAAUCUCGUAUAAAUUCUCGCGUCAUGAACUUAAGGGAUGCAUCAAUGACGCUAAGUGCAUGCGUUACCUUCUCAUCAAUAAGUAUAGUUUUCCCGAGUCUUCUAUCAUUAUGCUCACCGAAGAAGAAGAUCCCCGUGGUCCCAAAUUUCCUUCCAAGAACAACAUCAGGAUGGCAAUGUUUUGGCUUACACAAGGAUGUCAACCUGGAGAUUCUCUGGUUUUUCAUUAUUCUGGUCAUGGAUCGCAGCAAAGGAACUAUAAUGGUGAAGAAGCUGAUGGUUUUGAUGAAACUAUUUGCCCUUUGGAUUUUGAAACACAGGGUAUGAUAGUAGAUGACGAGAUCAAUGCAACGCUCGUAAGGCCUCUUCCUCACGGGGUUAGGCUGCAUGCACUAAUUGAUGCCUGCCAUAGUGGCACAGUUAUGGAUUUGCCAUUUCUUUGCAGAAUGAACAGCCAUGGACAAUAUGUAUGGGAGGACCAUCGCCCUAGGUCAGGUGUAUGGAAGGGAUCAAGUGGUGGAGAAGUUAUAAGUUUUAGUGGAUGCGAUGAUCAUCAAACUUCUGCAGAUACAUCUGCACUAUCCAAAAUUACAUCAACUGGAGCCAUGACGUUUUGCUUCAUCCAAGCAAUAGAACGCUCUGGUCCAGGUGCCACAUAUGGCACCAUUCUUACUGCAAUGCGCUCUGCCAUUAAAAAUGCUGGCGGUGGUGGUGGUAGUGGGGGCGGCGAUGUGGUAACAUCUCUUCUUUCCAUGCUUUUGACUGGAGGUAGUCUUACUGCUGGUGGACUGAGACAGGAACCACAGUUAACAGCUGGCGAAGCAUUUGAUGUUUAUAGAAAACCUUUCUCAUUAUAA
This is a messenger RNA of Lathyrus sativus (Indian pea), 1095 nucleotides long. NCBI's taxonomy places the organism in Eukaryota, Viridiplantae, Streptophyta, Magnoliopsida, Fabales, Fabaceae. The record is from the annotation of a GenBank genome assembly.